Pogona vitticeps (central bearded dragon) is the source of this 3899-nucleotide messenger RNA. The record is from RefSeq and is a predicted model, not a curated record. Lineage: Eukaryota; Metazoa; Chordata; Lepidosauria; Squamata; Agamidae.
AGCUUUGGAAGGAACCCUCUCCUUGUGACGGAUUUGGAGAGAGAGAGAGAGAGAGCAACAGAGAGCAGGCAAAGCUGCCUGGGACCCAGCCCGGGCGGGGAACCCGUGGAAAAAACAGCCGCAAAGAGAGAGCAAGCUGGGAAUGGGGGUAACAAGGAGCAGUACCUGGACAAACAGUUCUCCAUUAACUAUCCCUCAAGGCAAGAGAAGAUACUGUGCUCAAGGCUAGGGAGUACUAUAGCAGUGACCUUUACCCACCUCUUGGCUGUUAAAUGAUUGACUAGUUAACCCAGGGUAAUAAAUCCUAAGCCAGGGUAUUAAAGGCAUGCGGUGUCUUAACUGAGCCUUCCUCUCACAGACUCCUUCCUGGCACCCCAACCAUGGCCAAAGGCUUCUUCAUUAGCAAGAAUUUGGGCAUUGGCUUUAUUGUCCUUGGGCUGGCUGCUGUGGCCACGAUCAUCGCCCUUUCGGUUGUCUACGCGCAGGAGAAGCAAAAGACCAAAAAUGCUGUGUCUGCCACGACCCCAAGCAGCUCAACAGCAGUCAAUGCCGUCAGUACCGGUGGCGCUGGCACAAGUGGCAUCGGCCCCAGCACUACAGGCAACGCUGGGCCCAGCACUAUGGGCAACGCUGGCAUCAGCACCACCGGCAACGCUGCCAUCAGCACUACAGGCACCGGCAACACAACCCAGCCAGACAAUCCUUGGAACAGCUACCGGUUGCCCAAAAGCCUAGUCCCUGAGCACUACAAUGUCACCCUCAGGCCGUUCCUGACUCGCAACGGUGAUGGCCUCUACGUCUUCCAUGGCAACAGCACAGUGCGCUUCAGGUGCCAGAACAGCACAGACCUCAUCCUCAUCCACAGCAAAAAGCUGAACUACACGAGCCAAGGGGGAUUCCUCGCCUCCCUAACUGGAGUGGACGGUGCCGUGCCGCCUAGCAUCGCUCAAACGUGGCUACAGGAAAACAGGGACUACCUGGUGGUACAGCUCGGUGGGCUUCUCCAGCAAGGCCAAGCUUAUGAACUGCACACCAGCUUUAUUGGCGAGCUGGCAGAUGACCUGGCUGGCUUCUACCGCAGUGAAUACGUUGAGGAUGGCCAAACCAAGGUGUUGGCCACCACGCAGAUGCAAGCCGCGGAUGCCCGGAAAGCCUUCCCCUGCUUUGAUGAGCCUGCCAUGAAGGCCAGCUUCUCGGUGGUGCUGAUCCAUUUGUCUGACCACAAGGCCCUCUCCAACAUGCCUGUCCAAAGCAGUGAGCAGAUGAUCAUGGAAAAUGGGGAGCUCUGGAACAGGACCACAUUUGAGACCACCGUCAAAAUGUCCACCUACUUGCUUGCCUUCAUUGUCAGCCAGUUUGACUCUGUGGAUACGUAUGAGGGCACGAUCCAGAUCCGGAUUUGGGGCCGUCCCCGAGCCAUCGCAGAAGGCCAAGGCGACUAUGCACUCAACAUCACUGGGCCCAUCCUCAGUUUCUUUGAGAGCCACUACAACACAAGUUAUCCUCUGGAAAAGUCAGACCAGGUGGCCCUCCCAGAUUUCAAUGCUGGAGCCAUGGAGAACUGGGGGCUGGUGACGUAUCGUGAGAAUUCGUUGCUCUUUGACCCAAACUUCUCUUCCAUUGGCAACAAGGAGCGGAUAGUGACCGUCAUCGCUCAUGAACUUGCCCACCAGUGGUUUGGGAACCUGGUGACUCUCCGUUGGUGGAACGAUCUGUGGCUGAACGAGGGCUUUGCAUCAUACGUGGAAUAUCUUGGUGCCAAUGCAGCCGAGCCCACGUGGAACAUUACAGACCUGAUGGUAGCGAGUGAAAUGUACCGGGUGAUGGCCAUUGAUGCGCUGGUUUCCUCCCAUCCUCUGUCCUUCGAAGAAGAUGAAAUCAAGAGCCCAGCACAAAUCAGUGAAGUCUUUGAUUCCAUUGCCUAUAGCAAGGGGGCAUCCGUGUUGCGUAUGCUCUCGGAAUUCCUUACAGAGGACCGCUUUAAAAAAGGACUUCAGUCAUACCUUCACACCUUUGCGUACGGAAAUACCAUCUACGAUGACCUCUGGGUGCACCUGCAGAGGGCAGUAGAUGAGGAUAAGUUUGUUCUCCCCGGCACUAUCAAGGAGAUCAUGGACACCUGGACCUUACAGAUGGGCUUCCCAGUGGUGACCGUGGAUACCACAACUGGGCAUAUCUCCCAGCAGCAUUUCCUACUGGACCCUACAUCUAUUGUUGAGCGCCCCUCUGCAUUCAAUUACACCUGGAUUAUCCCUAUUUCCUGGAUGACUUCAGAUACUCCAAGAAACAUGUACUGGCUCACAGUCAAAGAAGCUGAAAACGACACCUUUGCCACGGCUGCUACACCAGACAAGUGGCUGUUACUCAACAUUGAUGUCACUGGCUAUUUCCGGGUGAACUACGACUUGGAAAAUUGGAACCGGCUUAUGGAGCAGCUGCUGACCAGACACGAGGAUAUUCCACUUCUGAACCGGGCUCAGAUGAUUGAUGAUGCCUUCAACCUGGCCAGAGCCAAGCACGUCAGCACAGUGUUGGCCCUGGACACGACACGCUACCUGGCCAACGAGACGGAGUACUUGCCCUGGAGUGCUGCCGUCAGCAACCUGGGCUACUUCCGGCUCAUGUUCGAUCGCUCCGAAGUCUAUGGCCCUUUGCAGAAAUAUGUGCAAAAACAGGUCACUCCUCUGUUCAAUUAUUUUAAGAACAUCACCUCCAACUGGGCCACCAUCCCCAACAGCCUGAUGGACCAGUACAACCAGAUUCAAGCCAUCAGCACCGCCUGCUCCUAUGGCAACUCUGAGUGCGAGAGGCUUGCCACAGACUUUUUCGAUGCCUGGAGGAGAAACCCUGCUGUGAACCCGAUCCCGCCCAACCUCCGCUCCUCCAUCUACUGCAGCGCCAUCAAAACAGGUGGUGAGGAGGCCUGGGACUUUGCCUGGGAAAUGUUCAAGAAUGCUACUGUGGUCGUUGAGGCUGACAAACUCCGUUCAGCCCUUACCUGCAGUAAGGAGCCCUGGAUCCUCCAGAGAUACCUUCAAUAUACUCUGGAUCCCAGCAAGAUCCGCCGACAGGACGCCACGUCCACUAUCACCAGUAUUGCGAGCAACGUCAUUGGGCAGAGCCUGGUCUGGGACUUUGUGCGUGCCAACUGGAAGACUCUUUUCAACCAAUACGGUGGAGGUUCCUUCUCUUUCUCUAACCUCAUCCAGGGAGUGACACAGAGGUUUGCUUCUGAAUAUGAACUCAAGCAGCUGGAGCAGUUCAAAGCAGACAACAUGGACGUGGGGUUUGGCUCGGGCACCCGGGCCCUUGAGCAGGCUCUGGAGAAGACCCGGGCCAACAUCAAUUGGGUGUCAGAGAACAAAGAGCCGGUGAUGAAGUGGUUUGAGAGAGAGACAUUGUGAGGUGGCUAGUCCUGUGGCUGGGAGAAAGAGUGGGACCAGGGCGUCUCUGGGGUGCCUCUUAGUGGCCCAAUCCUCUCCGCCUCUUCUCCAACAUCCUCCAAGCUCUGUAAUGCCUCCUCUCGCGGCCUCUCUGUGUGUCAAAUGACCACACACCGGCCUCCCCUGCCCCCACUGUUAAUCCAAUCGCACCUUGUUCUUGACAGACCUCUGACGAAGCUUUGCAAUGCCUGCUCUAGUUUACAUGCUCUCAUGAUGUACACAACUGCCUUUUGCAUGUAGAGCUACUGUUGGUGGCCUCUUACUUGUGUUCCUACCAUGCUUUGCACGACAGAGUUUUAUUUUGCACCACAUUUCAGUGACCAUAUCAGAGGUCCUAGAAGGAUCAGGUGAGAGGUAAGGGUGGGACAUGAACUCUUUUUCUCCAUGACUAUGAUAUCCCUCCUGUCCAAAAAGUUCUGUUUAAUUUCGCAACUCCAAAUGUGUAAAUUAAAGAAG